Messenger RNA from Drosophila subobscura, 1047 nucleotides. RefSeq names its product alpha-tocopherol transfer protein. The coding region runs from base 69 to 953 and encodes 294 amino acids. Gene Ontology annotation, molecular function: phosphatidylinositol bisphosphate binding. Lineage: Eukaryota; Metazoa; Arthropoda; Insecta; Diptera; Drosophilidae. The record is from RefSeq and is a predicted model, not a curated record. Gene Ontology annotation, cellular component: membrane. The transcript has 6 exons.
GAUUCAAGUUUCCAAACUGAAGUCGAGCGGAUCGCGUUACAAAGACGAGCAGCACCAGAACGCGAGCCAUGCCUGCCGUUGAACACAAGCUAAACGUCUCCGAGGAGGAGGUGCCUGAACACAUUCGCCUCAUUGCCAGCCAACAGGGCGAGUGCACAAAGACCAAGAAACAAACCAUCGAACAAUUUCGUAGCUAUAUUUUGGAGCGAAACGAGUGCCAACCGCAUCGCAACGAUGACAAAUAUCUGGAGAAGUUUUUACGUGCACGCUACUGGAAGAUCGAAAACAGCUAUCGAUUGCUCUGCAGUUAUUAUAAAUUUCGCGAACACAACAAGGGCUACUACGAGAAGGUUCGCCCUCUAGAUCUGCGACACUUGGGCGAUUCGGACAUAUUGACAGUGACGCCAUAUCGCGACCAGCACGGCCACCGCAUAAUCAUAUAUCGAUUCGGAUUGUGGCGCCCCAAUCGCGUCACCGUUGAUGAUAUUUUUAGGGCCACCAUUGUAUUGCAGGAGCUGGGCAGCCUGGAGCCAAUCUCUCAGAUUAUGGGAGGUGUCGCAAUAUUUGAUCUCAAGGAUUUAGGCCUGGAACAUAUACUUCAUCUGAGUCCCAGCGUGGCACAAAAGAUGAUUGCUCUGUUGGUGACCUCCAUGCCGAUUCGUACCUCUGCGCUGCAUAUUGUGAACCAGAACUGGGUAUUCAAUGCAGGGUUCAAGAUCUUCAAGCCCUUCCUUAACUCAGCUAUGAGAGAGCGGCUCUACAUUCAUGGCAGUGAUAUGAGUUCCCUGCAUAAGCACAUCGAUCCCGAACACCUGCCCAAGCGCUAUGGUGGCUUGCAUGAUGACUACUCUUACACGCUCUGGCUGGACAUGCUGAAAGAGCAAAGCACUGAAAGCAAUGUGCAGAAGGACAUGGAGCAGCUGGGCUUUAUUUUCGACUCGAAUGCGAUUUGAUUUGAUGCAAACAGUGGAAAAUUGAUACUUGGAUAUUGAAAAUAAGGAUCAUUCAUGUAGGCUAAGUUUGAGAAAUAAAAUCUCCCAAAUUUCA